AUGGUAUGCAAGACACACAUUGUUAAGUGCAAUGUCUAUGAGCUACAGUCUCCACUCCACAAAUAUCAUCAGUCUGGAGACCUCAUUAUUGGAGGCAUCGCUUCUCAGGCUCACUUCACCGCCAAUCCAAUACGUUUUGUUGCAAAACCUCCACCAGCAUUGCUUGAAGAACUUGUUGUAGUGCCUAAGAAUUACCAGCACAUCCUGGCCUUUGCAUUUGCAGUGAAGGAGAUCAAUGAAAACUCUCAGAUCUUACCCAAUCUUACAUUGGGUUUCCACAUCUAUGACAGCUAUGUCAAUGCAAGGAGGACAUAUCAUGCCACAAUGCUGCUUUUAUCCACACUGGAGAAAUUUGUCCCCAACUACAGAUGUGACAUGCAGAAUAAUCUAAUUGCAGUCAUUGGUGGGCUGGAUGCCGAAACCUCCUAUCAUGUGGCAACUAUCUUGGAUAUCUAUAAAAUUCCACAGCUCCUAUAUGGCUCUGCUCCAGUAAUGAAUGAUAAAACUCCAGGCCUUUCCUUCUACCAGGUAGCUCCUCAGAAACCCCAGCAUGGUGUCUGCUUUGCCUUCCUGGAAAAAAUGCCCAAAUUUACUUUUGCCACCGAAGGUUAUGACAUGCUGGAACAGGGUACAAAGAUACAUGAGAAAGUGAUGAGCAGCAGAGCCAAUGUAGUGCUGGCCUAUGGAGAAUCUUAUUCCAUGGCAUUUUUCUUAUGGCUUCCAUAUCUAUCAGAACUUGAAUACGUGAAAACUAAACCCAGAGGUAGAGUGUGGAUAACAACAGCCCAGCUAGAGUUCAGUUCACUGGUGUUCCAAAAGACUUGGGAUACAAAAAUAUUCCACGGCGCUUUGGCUUUUGCAAUUCAUUCAAAUGAUGAACCAAGAUUUCAUCAAUUUGUUAAGAGCAGAAAGCCCUCCAGCACAACAGAAGAUGGUUUUAUCAGGGACUUCUGGCAACAGGCUUUUGCCUGCGUUUUCCCAAAUCCAGAUGAGGGUGAUGCAGAGGAGGAUGUUUGCACUGAGGAAGAGCAGCUGGAGAGCCUUCCUGGAUCUUUUUUUGAAAAAAGCAUGACGGGCCACAGCUAUAGCAUCUACAAUGCUGUCUAUGCUGUGGCCCAUGCUUUACAUGCCAUGUCCUUAUCUGGAGUCAAAUACAGAGCAGUGUUAAAUGCUAAAGGACAGGAGCUUCAGAAACAAAAGCUAUGGAAGUUCCAUCAUUUUCUGAAAAAUGUCUCAUUUAACAGUAGUGCUGGAGACAAGGUUUCUUUCAACCACAAUGGGGAACUAAUAGCUGGGUUUGAUAUUAUCAACUUGAUUGUUUCUUCAAACCAGUCCUUUCACAGAGUGAAAGUUGGGAGGAUGGGUCCUCAGGGUCCUCCAGAACAAGCAUUUUCCAUCACUGAGGAUGCCAUAACAUGGCACAACUGGUUUAACCAGACACGGCCUGUCUCUCUUUGUACUGGGAGUUGCCAUCCUGGUUCUAACCAGAAAAUGAAGGAGGGGGAGCCAUUUUGCUGUUAUGAUUGCACCCCAUGUCCAGAGGGGAAGAUUUCAGAGCACAAAGACAUGCAUGACUGCCAUAAAUGUGCAGAGAAAGAUUAUCCAAGCAAGAAUCAAGAUUUCUGCAUACCGAAAACUGUAACAUUUUUGACUCAUGAAGAACCUUUAGGCAUGAGUUUAAUAUCUCUUGCGCUUUCCUUUGCUUUGACCACAGUUUUGGUGGUAGGAACAUUUAUGAAGCACCACAACACCCCCAUUGUCAUUGCCAACAACAGGGGUCUCACCUACACUCUCCUCAUCUCCCUCCUGCUCUGCUUCCUUUCUGCUUUGUUGUUUAUUGGAAAGCCACAGAAGGUGACCUGUCUCCUCCGACAAACUGCUUUUGGCAUCAUCUUCUCAGUGGCUGUAUCUUGUGUGCUGGCAAAAACCAUCAUAGUGGUUCUGGCUUUCAUGGCCACCAAGCCAGGAUCUAAGAUGAGGAAGUGGGUGGGGAAGAGGCUAGCCAACUCCAUUGUCCUUUUCUGCUCUUUUGUUCAGGCAGUCAUUUGUAUUGUGUGGUGGGCAACUGCUCCGCCAUUCCCACAUAUUGAUAUGAGUUCAAUGACUUAUGAAAUUGUGUUAGAAUGUAAUGAGGGCUCAGCUUCAAUGUUUUGCUGUGUCCUGAGCUACAUGGGCUUUCUGGCUGUUGUGAGCUUCACUGUGGCAUUCCUUGCCAGGAAGUUGCCUGAUAGUUUCAAUGAAGCCAAAUUCAUCACUUUUAGCAUGUUGGUCUUUUGCAGUGUUUGGUUGUCAUUUGUUCCAACCUACCUGAGCACCAAGGGAAAAUACAUGGUCGCUGUGGAGAUCUUUUCUAUUUUAGCCUCUAGUGCUGGGUUGCUGGGUUUCAUCUUUUUCCCUAAAUAUUAUAUAAUUGUGCUAAAGCCUGAAUUGAACAUCAGGGAACAGCUGAUAAGGAAAAAAAGGUAG
Molecule: messenger RNA, 2466 nt
Organism: Zootoca vivipara (common lizard)
Lineage: Eukaryota; Metazoa; Chordata; Lepidosauria; Squamata; Lacertidae
Source: RefSeq, a predicted model, not a curated record